Dendroctonus ponderosae (mountain pine beetle) is the source of this 2490-nucleotide messenger RNA. RefSeq names its product nose resistant to fluoxetine protein 6. The record is from RefSeq and is a predicted model, not a curated record. Lineage: Eukaryota; Metazoa; Arthropoda; Insecta; Coleoptera; Curculionidae. Gene Ontology annotation, molecular function: acyltransferase activity, transferring groups other than amino-acyl groups. Bases 263 to 2152 code for a protein of 629 amino acids. The transcript has 12 exons.
CCUCCUCAAGUUCACCGAGAUCCAUUAUGUCCACAUUAAGGCAACACGCGCCGUUUGAAUAGUGCCGAAUGAAAGUUCCUAAUCACACCUGAACCUUGGAGUUUUACAUAAGCAGAUUCAAUUAGCAGGUCGGCGGAUACUUUCUUGAGGUAAAUCGACCAAUCGCCUGCCGGCUUCUAAACAAUUCAGAGAGCCAGUGACGCCAGCAGCUCGGCAAUUAAAGAAAAUCCCCCCACAACAACAACCAAUAAUUCAGAUUACAAUGUCGAUCUUAUGCAAUUAUUAUGUGGCUGUUCAAAUCUGCGGAGACUUUUCCGAUCGUCAGAUAGACUCAUUCGUAGAUGUUCACUCGGUGCUGACCACUCGAAUGGCUCAAUUUCUUCAGCGGUUUCUGCUCUUGGUUCUUUUGGUUGAGCUUGGGGACGCUUCAUGCCUCCCUGACAAUGUCUUUCCGCCAAUGUAUCGCAUGGACCACUACAAGAACUGCCCCAGAAACACCAGCACUUACUGCCUGUUCACUUUUAAAGUCCACACGAAAAUGCCGCAAAUACUGGAAACUGAAAACAACCCGCAAAGGUUCGACAGGAGCAUUUUGAAUCGCAUGCUGUGCGUUCCCAACUCCAUUGACACAAUUGAGUAUGGAAAUGCAGUAAUUGCAGGCGAACUGCACGGCUUCAAUUUCACAGUGCAGCUAGAUGAAGUGCAAUGCGAGCAACAGUGGGAGUUUCCCUAUCAAAAAACCAUCAUCUGGCUAAUCAUCGCAACCUACUUGCUGAUUACUCUGGAAGCCACCCGCGCCCACUAUAGAAGCCUGAGGGACCCCAAAGCAUCCUCCCAUUGGUGCCACAACUUCUCGGUGAUCAGAAAUGCUCAGAAGCUGUUCGAGCAAAACCGCAGCCCGGACUUUCAACGGUUAAAGUCGGUUCAGGGCAUCAGGGUGUUCAAUAUGGGCGUGGUGGUGGCGUGGCAUUGCGCAGUAAGUCUCAGCCAAACCUACAUGACUGACGUGGAACAACUGGAAAAGAACUUCGAGCAUCCCCUGGUCCACUACUUGAUGUAUCUGGGCGGGCUUUGUGUGCAGAUGUUUUUCCUCAUUUCCAGCUUCCUGCUAACUAAUCAGAUUCUGCAGAUGUUCAGCAGAAACGGGCGUUUUAGCCUGCAGGACUGCUGCAUUAUGAUGCUGAAUCGAGUCGUCAGAUUGAUGCCAGUGCUGUUGUUCUCCAUUUUCACCACCUGGAUGGGGAUAUACGACAACUCCCCACACACGAUCGCCAAUCGGAACGUCUACAUUCCGAGCUGUGGAUGCAACUGGUGGCGCACCCUGUUGCAAACCACCUUCCUCAUCCCCUUCUCCCAGAUAUGCACUCCUGGAAUGUGGUACCUCUCAGUGGACACUCUGUAUUAUGGCAGCACUUUGCUGAUCCUCUAUCUGGCGCUGAACCUCCAUCUGGACCUGCGAAGGCUCUCCGCGCGUUUGAUUCUGAUCCUCAUCGGCUGUUUUGCUGUUUAUCUGCAAGUCAAGGACUACAGCUACAUGUUCCGGCCGCAUCCCCAGGAACUGAAGACCAUGACAUUCUCCAAGGACAUGAAUGGGGUUUAUGUGCCUCCUCUGGCCAGCUGGCCCAGCAGCCUCUUUGGGGUCAUUCUGGGGCACAUCUACUACUCCAACAAGCUGGAGAAGAGCGUGAAGGUCAACCCGGACCAGGAGAAAAUGUGGUGGAUGGUUUUUGGGUGCGUCCCUCUCCUAUCGUUGCACCUUUCCACAUAUUCGUUCACUGGAGUGGCUGGCAGCAUUCUAGGCGCCAUCCUCAAGCCCCUGUUCGUCUUCCCGUUGGGACUGGGAGUUUUGGGCAUGGCCUUUGGGCUUGGAGGCCCGGUGAAGGCGUUGUUGGAGGCUCGCGUUCUGGUGGUUCUGAGCAAUGUGACUUUUUGCACCUACGUUUUUCACUUCUAUGUGGUUUUUGCAAAGGGCUUUUUCCUCGAUGAGUUGCUGCCCUACCACGCCCAGGACUUAGUUUCCUGGCUAACCUUCGACUUGCUUGCGGCGUUUGGCCUUGGAACAGUGAUGACGAUUUUAGUGGAAUUUCCCUGUUUGGCCCUGCAGAAACUGUGUCUGCCCCAAGUGAAACCAGCUGCCAAGAAGCUGGAGUAGUUCCGACGGUUUUUAGCUUGAACAUGACUGUGAUAAAUUUAGCGGUGAGGAGAAAUAAAUUAGGUUGUUUUUGGAAAAGGAAAUGGGUUUUGUAACCUUCAGAAUAGGUCGAAAUCAAGGCUAGAAAGUGGAAAUCACGGCGCCGAUGAUGCGUGGACAGUGAGAAAAAGUGCAAAAAACAUUUUGCUUCAUUAGAUUGCGCACGUUAACUAGCCGUAGCUAAGUAAUAGGUUUUUUUGCCCGCGAUCGCACUUAGGCUUAUAAUCAUUUAACAAUUUAAUUAUGCAUUUAUGCAAUGAGCAUAAUUAUCGUAAUAAAUCCGAGUUGUUUUGCUGAAA